This is a messenger RNA of Anopheles stephensi (Asian malaria mosquito), 4187 nucleotides long. Its product is annotated as pro-corazonin-like. The record is from RefSeq and is a predicted model, not a curated record. Gene Ontology annotation, biological process: positive regulation of heart contraction. Bases 276 to 752 code for a protein of 158 amino acids. The transcript has 2 exons. Gene Ontology annotation, molecular function: corazonin receptor binding. NCBI's taxonomy places the organism in Eukaryota, Metazoa, Arthropoda, Insecta, Diptera, Culicidae.
GGACACGAUUUAGCCGACAGUGUCAGAUAGGAUUUGGAAUAGCGACAGUCGUCGAUUGGAACCUGUUGCAUCCUGCUGGUGUAAAGUGAAGCCUCAUGGUGGUUCGUUGUCAUUCACAGUUUGAAGAAAAACUAGUGCUUGAAUUGUGAUAAAACAUUGAAAAAGAAGUGGUGUUAAGCGUUAUUGUGACAUUUGAAGGUGGAGUUGUUCGUGCUCGGUUACAAGAAAGAAGCAUAGAUUCAAUCAUAUUAUCCAAUCAUCAGAUCUGGUUCAGUAUGCUACACACUCGCAAGAUUGCGCUUCUACUGGUCGGGCUGGUAGUGUUGGUGAACGCCCAAACGUUUCAGUACUCCCGUGGAUGGACAAACGGCAAACGAUCUUCGUCGAUGGAACCAGUUGCUAACCAGGGAUUGGUGUCCGGCGUGUCCCCCGGAGCACUAAGCUCUCUAAAACCAAAUGAAAAAUCAUUACUGCGCCGUUUUCUGCGGAACCCUUGUGAUCUUCGCAUCGCUAAUCUGUUUGCCGGGCAUCUCGCUAAAGAUGCGUUCCAGCUGGGUAGCAACAAUUACGAUAGUUCCGAGUCAGCAGGAUCCGCCUUCAUUUUACCACAAUUUCUAAUGGAUCCUGACGAAGGCAACGGAAACGGUGGAAUCGGCGGUAAUUUGGCCAACGGUCGUCCGGUCGACGACGAAUUGCGCUUCAAGCGCGGUGCAUUGUCCGGUAACAGUGAUCCUCGUCAGAAAAUUGCUUAAAAACCUAUCCAUCAGCCGUCAUCACUCCCCAGUCACAGUCAGUCAAUCGAAGAUGAAGUACGAAACAAAAAAAAAACUAAACACACGCUAAAUCUGCGGAAGCAGGUGCCACGUUCCGGGAUUGUCCACGUGACCGCAUUCAUUGCGCAACGUCUAUCCUCGAAAGCAGCACGCCAACGAUGAUUUGGUAAUGAUCCACUCCGGAGUCCGGAGGAAGAAGCGACGAUUAUCCAUUUGUUGAAGUUUGGCACGAUGUCCCUGUUGUCCCCGAAUCCUCUCGAACGCUUUUCGUCGUCUACAGGGCAUGCUGUUUCCGGUAGCCAAGCGCAGGUACAGGUUGCAGCCCGCAACUAUGUUCAAUAAUGUUGUGUUGUAUUUGCUCCUGGUAGGUUCAAGUAAACCGUGGACCGUGCAAAAACAAAAGUGUAUUAUAAUAGAAGAUAAAGUCAAAGACAGCUUGUCACGUUGAAGCAUAGAGGGCGUAAUGUUUAUUUUCUGGCUUUUUUUCUUCUGCUGCUGGUUGGUAAAGCAAGCGACAUCGAUUAGGACGGAAAACGUCGAUUAAGAAUCACAAAAAAAAGAUAACUGAAAUUGAGUUGUCUCUGCGUGCGUCGGGCUGCCGGGCGGUGCAUGUGGUGCAACUUAAUUGAAAGGUUCACUCAGUGGACGAUCGUCCUUGGCGGUAGUCUGGGAUGGGUCAAAUUAUGGGUUCUUUUUUAUGACGCUCUUCCGACGUGAAUUAGCUUCCCUUCCCAGCGAUAAGCAUGAAUCGGUUCUAAAGUAUGCCGUUGCUCGUGGCUUGUUGAGUUGUUUACGGAAGUAUGAUGAUAGUUUCGAAGGGAUUUCCGGUUAGUUUAGGUUAUGUUUUCUUUUAUUUAAAUGGGAAGAAUAUUGCAUGGAGGCAUCGAAACAAGGAGUUAACCAUGUCGAGGCAGAGGGUCUAUCUCUUAAAAUGAUGUUACCAUAUCUGUAUGUAUCAUGUAGAAGAUGAAGUGGAGAUAUCGUGACUGCAUUCUUUACCAUUCGGAGUAAAUUGAAUAACAUUGCACAUUUUAGAAUAAGUUGAGGCACGGCUGUCCAGCAAUAAUUGUACGUGACUGGGCGCGGCUGAUUGGUCAACUCUUCGGAUAGUCGUUCAUAAUUUUAUAUGAAAAUAGUUCGUACAUUGAAAAUAGCUUCAAACUGGCAAUUAUAUAUAUUUUUUCUUUAGCUCUACAACCUCAAAAGCCUGGUCUACCAUUUCAGUCUCUCUGUAACUCGAUUUUACCCGUAGCAAAAUAGUCAGUCCCAAGUACGGAGCGGCGGUCCGGAUGGGAUUUGAACCCUAAUCCUGUCGCGGUUAUCGCCUCAGCCACCGAACUACCUCCAAGGAUACCCUUUUCUGGGUAUAUUCCUCCGCUUCGUAGCCAAAUAUUAUAAAUGCCAUAAAAAAAGUAUUUUUCAUACCGUAGAUCUUAAACGUGGGCCAUAUGCAUUGUACCGUUGCUUGAAGCUCAGAGCUGUUGUAAUUGCUGGUCCCCUCUCUUUGACAUGUCCGUCAAGUGUUUAGGCCAACCCUUGAACUUAUCAUCAUCAUCUUCUUCUUCUUCUUCUUACUUGGCACUACAUCCUCGAGAGGUAUAGGCCUGCCAUGUUUUGGAUUUCUGUUACUUAAUUUUACCCGUAGUAAAGUAGUCAGCUCUACAUACGGACUUAUCAUAUAAUACAAAAUUACACCAUUAAUAUACCUUUAUAAUUGUUCAAGAAUCGACUUGGAAAUGAUAAUCCUCCAGAAAAUAAUCAUUGAGGGAGAACUGUAUCGGAUUUAGGUCCUCUUAGGAAUUAUUAAUUUGUCAGACUGCCUGAUCAAACUGACACUGAUAGCGGAGCACCCAAUGAUUGCCUAUCCAACACGUGCUGUCCAGUGUAAAUGUAGCAAUUGCUCGGGGACCACUUGCCCAACGUCAUUCAGGUCGUUGCAUGUGAAAAAAGACAGGUCAAACAAACAUUCAUCUAGUUUUGUAAUUUGAUCGGCGUGAGUACAAACGAUGAUUUGUGUACGGUGGUUAAGGUGCAGCUUAUGUACCAAUAAUCCUUCAGGCAUCAGUUCCAUAGCGCACGAAAGAUACGCGAGAUCUGAUUAUUGGUGUGGGACAUAUUUUUCGUUGCAAUCUAAUCGCGCGCCGAUCUCGCUGCCGGUAUGGUGCGUGUGGUUCGUUCGUGUAGAUUUCACACCAGAUGAAACUGUGCAGCACUAACGAUUACAAAGGCCGCACGGGGUGAAAAUAGCCAAAACAGGGGUCGCAAUUCGUACGGUGCGAGAUACCAGAGCAAGCUAGACCCACUUCAAAAGAGCAACACCGAUCAACAUCGUUCAUUCUUUCUUCGACGAGCUGCUUUUUGGUCGAGCUGCAAAAAAGACCCCUUUUUCUCAUCGUGACCCGCUUUGCGAACCCGAAGCAGCUUCGUAUUACUUUAUAAUUAAUUUAUGUGGAUGAAUGAUUGCUUGUUGUGCUCGUUGGCUUGCAGGAGCAGAGUGUGGGCCGUUUCGUAUUUUCCAUGACAGUUUGCAGUUUACCGGUAGGGUUCAAAUUUUUCCCCUGGGUAUGUUUCGUGUUUUCCCCGUAACUAAGAAUAAUAGAAACAAGUGAAUCUUUUCGCUGGACAUUUCGCGUUUAUCACUCCAAGCAUAACGAGACAUAUUCUUUGUGACGUUUGGAUGUCGCCUUUUGUUUUUUAGUUAUCACAGUUGUGCGAAAAGAUCAGUCUGCAGCAUAAAGGAAUCAACGCAGAUUCUUCUGUCCUUUUUGAUAUGGACAGAUUUUUUUUCAAUUGUAUCUGUCCAUUACAUUUUAUGUUUUGUUUUGUGUUGGAUAGAAGAUACAAAUGAAAGAACCAGAUCUACACCUUGAACGCUGUAACAACCGGUGUUGAAAAGGUGGUAGAAGAACUGUUGUGGAGAGUUGUAUGCUUAGAAAUUCUUAGAGGCUACGCGUUUUUUCACGCCGUCAGGUGAAAUUCAUUUAUCUUUAAAGAAUUCAAUUUGCCAGAUUUUAAUCAACGCUUCCGGUGGCCUGAAACGUUUCGGACGCAAGGUAGAUGCGCACAUUCCGGAAUUAGCCGAUCAUAUUUAGGGCAGAAAUGCUAGUUGAUGGAGGAUGAUGCUUCAGGCACGGGUGAAUAAUUUAUUUGCAUUAACAAUAGCCGAGAAACAAAUGAAGGUAGAGAGAAACGAAAGAAAAUCGGACACUGGUACGGGAGGUUGAGAUUUUUUUUUGUAAUAAAAUUAGGCCUUAGGUAACUCGUAGACCUUAAGGAUAGGAGAUGAUAGGAGAAAAAUUUGCGCGCGUUUGGGAUUUCUAAAAUAAUAUGAACGCUGUCCAAUUUAUUUAAGGAUAAACGAAAGUGAAACUUCAUCGCAUAUUCAACGAAGCAAAAUAUAACAAUGUUAAUUGA